AUGGUUCUUAGUUUGAGCUUCAGCAUGAAGUCCACUUAUCUUCAUGAAAGAACCGAUAUUCCAAAUAUAAAUUCUAGAGUAAAGGUCCCUAAUUCUAUAUGGUUUUUCGUUAGAUGGAUGGUGCCAACCUAUCAAAAUUUGAUUCAGUCUCAAAUAGCUGAUCAAAUUAUUAAAAUUGAUCUUUAA
This is a messenger RNA of Clunio marinus, 186 nucleotides long. NCBI's taxonomy places the organism in Eukaryota, Metazoa, Arthropoda, Insecta, Diptera, Chironomidae. The record is from the annotation of a GenBank genome assembly.